GGAGCCCUAAAACAAUGCACGGCAACGGCGGAACAGAAAGCACAGGGCAGCAGUUUCCGACCGGUGGAUGGGGAAGUGCUGCCCACUGUUGGCUCUCUCUCGGCUUCCCCCUCUUUUCUUCCUUCCCUUUCCCACGAUUGCCGUGGCUGAGAUCCCAGAUCCAAGAUGGAGUCGCUGAGUAAAGCGGGGCAGGAGAUGAGCCUGGCGGCCUUAAAGCAGCACGACCCCUACAUCACCAGCAUCGCUGACGUGACCGGCCAGGUGGCCCUUUACCACUUCAGCCCGAAGGCCAACGAGUGGGAGAAGACUGACAUUGAAGGUACUUUAUUUGUGUACAAAAGAUCUGCGUCACCUUAUCAUGGCUUUACAAUUGUGAAUCGACUGAACAUGCACAACUUGGUUGAGCCUGUAAACAAAGACUUAGAGUUUCAACUACAUGAACCUUUUCUUCUGUAUAGAAAUGCAAACUUGUCAAUUUAUAGUAUCUGGUUCUAUGACAAGAAUGACUGUCAUCGAAUAGCAAAACUCAUGGCUAAAGUAGUGCAGGAAGAAGCUCAGAGAUCACAGCAACUGUUGCAGGGCAGAAGAAAUGGCAGCAGAAUUAAUGGAUGCAGUGAUAUCCUAGAGAUGCUUAGCAAAGCCAAGGUUGAAUAUGAGCGGAAUCAGAAGAGUGACUUCAUUUGUGGGACACAGCAAAGUUCAAAUCCUACCAAGAUUGAAAAUACAGAGAUUUCGGAGCAUGGAGCAUCAGUGUUACAAAUGCAAGACCAUCCAUGCUCAUCCGUACCAAAACAUCUAACAGUGGAAGAAUUAUUUGGAACUUCAUUUCCAAAGGAACACUGUACAGUUCCACAUUCUAAUCCAGAGAGAAACGAGAAGCCUGAUGCUAUGUGCAGAGACCACAACUUGCUCCUACCUUUUUCAUUUGAGCAAUCAACCGUGAUCCACCAGCCUCUGGGGAAACUGGAUGGUUCAAGCAUCAAAAGUAAUUCUUGUAAUUUAUUGCCACAGGAGUGCAUGCCACCUUUGCUAAUUGCCUCACCUUCUGCUUCACAACCUGAAGCAAAUAAAGCUUCAACCUAUACUGUUCAGUUAAGCCCUAUCCUUAAUUCAGCCUUGGUCAAAGAAGCUCCCUGUGUGCAAAAACUUCAGAGUAUGAAUACAAACAAUAACAUACUGCAAGUUAUGCAGCAGGCUGCCAAGCAAAUGCCUCCACUUGUGAAUCAGCAGUCAUCUAAUAUAAACCAUGGUCUGAAAAAUAUGACUCCCAGUCAGAACCAGUUCUUAACAUCUUUGGCGGCAACAAAUACGGGAGAUGCUUCAAACACACCACUUCCAAAUACAGAUCUUCUUCAAAAACUCAGGUUUACCCCACAGCAUGACCUUAUGCAACAGUCAGUAAAUAAAACACCAAUAGCACCUAAUUGUUCUGCUGUUAGCCAGCUGGCAACACCAGAUUGUUUCAAAGAAUCCCACACCAAACAAGCGCUGGCUGGCAAAAUGAUUCCACCUGUUCAGGUUGCAUCCCCACAGUUUGCUACAGUUACAACCACAAUGGCACCUUCGGUUCUCUUGUCACCUAGUGUGUUCCAACAGUCAGCUACGAAAUCCUCUGAAAUUGAAAACAAAGUUGGCUCUGCUUCUCCUCUUACUCUUGGAGCAGUAGAUGCUCAAACAUUACCUCCUACAGUUCUCAGUAGAUCUCAGCUUCAAGAAACUUUAAUAUAUCUAAUAAAGAAUGAUGCGAAUUUUCUUAGUACUCUUCAUGAAGUUUAUUUACAAGUCAUGACCAAGAAUACAGACAGCAUCAAACUAUGAAUGAAGUGAAUUCAAUUCCACUGACCACCUCUCUGCUUCAGAAACAAUUAUGCCUCUUCUGUAAAACUGUAACAUUUUUAAAGAUUGUUUUUAGUUCUUUAAGUCUUAAUUUUUGUUAAAUUAAGGAGACAUUGUUCCUUAAAAGAAUUGUAUAACUAAUGUUCUCAGAAGUUAUCUAGGUUUCACUGUGACCAAUCACCAGCAGGCUUUUAUUUCUAUGUGGGGAAAAUGGUCUUCGUGUUUAACAACACAUUAUUUUUGAGUGGUUGUUGAGUAAUGUAAAAAUGUUUUCCCCAUCCCACACAUACAUCUGAAUAAUUAGGAUAAAUUUGGUUUAAGCCAUCUUUGGUAGUACACCAAAGAUAACAAGAAUAGUGAUUCUAGCUUCUGACUUAAAGAGCUACAGAAGUUCAUUUUAGGGCCUUGGGAGGAAACAAUGACAAGCAUUGUAAAAAUGAUGCUUUUAGCUUUGAAACUAGAUGGCCUUAAUGUGGUAUUGACCAUCAAAUUGACUCAGAGCUGAUUGAUGUAUUCUGUUUUACUAAGGCAAAAUCAAAGUGGAUUAUGAAAUAUCCCUUUAACAAUACCUGCAGUGUGUGUGUGUUUUGUUAAAGGUACUGUAUUUAAACAAGCAGUUUUUAAACAGGAAUGGAUGAAACAUCAUUGCAGUCACUUUAUUGUCCUUUCCCAGAUAAUGCAAAUUUUGGAGGUUUGUCUGUAGAAUGGAUGGGCUGGUACCAUGUAUGAGUGUGUAAUUUCAUUUGUGGUGUUUAAAAAUGGGCAUAUGAACAACAAAUGCAGUUUGCUUUUCUUUCCAUAUUUGUUUCUAUUUGAAGGUUUGUGUGAGUUCUCAUAGAUGGGUUUUUAUUACCACUGUAAAGAUCACACUUCUUUCCAAAGGGAGUCGCUCUGAUCUUUAGUUGUUUUAUAUGCUGCUAUUGGUUUCUUCUUGACUUGUAUUUAUUUUAUUAUGGCAUGCGAUGGUAGCUAGCAAUACUCUAGUGUAAUAUAAAUCUCAGUUUGUUCAAGCAAUAGUAAUGUUAAAGGAUGGGGUGGCUUUAUUUUAUUUUAAUUUUUUUAGUGGAAGGUCUUUGUUUCAUGUUGUGAAAGAUAACUUUCUAAUCCUUUUAACCAGUCAACAUGCACUGCUUAUUUUUCAAAGAAUUGUUGAAAUGGAGGAAGAUACUGUUUUGGCCCUACUUAUUACAAUCAGUUUCCUGUGCAAGCCAUUGAAAUGGGUAGGGCUUGGUAAAAAGCACAGCUGGGAUCUUGUAAAAGCCCCCUUCUUUCAGUAGAGUUUGCAACAGAAAAAGUCCUGGAGUAGAAUGUACCUGCUACUCUUAAAAUGUAAAUUCAAAUGAUCCCAUUAAGAUGCAGAUGCUGUCUGUAAUUCAUCUACCAAGCUUUAAUUAUGAUUCACCACAAAUCAGUGUUUUGAUAUAAGUAGUGUGUUGAAUUUUAAAAACUCAAAAUAUGUACUUUAUUUUGAUUGAUUUUAAGUAGAUGUUUUUAUGUUUAGCAAAACCUGCCUUUUGAGAGAACCUCUUCAGCCUUUGAACUCAGUGUUUCUAGUUGCAGACAUAGUAUUUUAUAUCAGAUAUAUGUGCAGAAUUCAGGGAAAUAUGUUAGUAGUGACAUGCAUAUUUGAUGUAGUGGCUUUAACGGCAAAACUCAAAUGCAUCUUUUCAGGCUUUGUAGGCCUUUUUUAGGAAACGUAAGAGCUCUGCUUAUAUGCUGGACUUUUGAUAGCACACUUGUGUACAGUGCUGUGGAAAAGUAUUUGCCCCCUGUCUGAUUUUCUGUGUGGUUGCAUAUUUUUGGUACUGUAUGUUAUCAGAUCU
Molecule: messenger RNA, 3659 nt
Organism: Rhineura floridana
Lineage: Eukaryota; Metazoa; Chordata; Lepidosauria; Squamata; Rhineuridae
Gene: DCP1A
Product: decapping mRNA 1A
Exons: 9
Coding region: 166-1818 (550 amino acids)
Biological process (GO): positive regulation of catalytic activity; deadenylation-independent decapping of nuclear-transcribed mRNA; deadenylation-dependent decapping of nuclear-transcribed mRNA
Cellular component (GO): P-body
Molecular function (GO): enzyme activator activity; mRNA binding
Source: RefSeq, a predicted model, not a curated record